AUGUUGUGUCGUCUCUUGCAUUCACCUUCUUUCAUUAUUCUUCCUCUCUUCAAAAACUCAUUCUCCAAAACCAAAACCAUUCACUGCAACAAAAAAUUCACUUUUUCUUCUUCCACUUCUCUUGCACUUUCUUCCUCACAAACCCAUUUCACUAAACCUCAAAAUUUCUCAUCUUUUGAUCCUAACACCUUCAAAGUCCUCCAAAGACUCUACCUUUAUCGUAACAACCCUUCACUUGCACUCUCUUACUUUACUCAACUUAACCAACAUGGUUUCACACACAAUAUUCAAACCUAUGCUUCUUUCAUUAGAAUACUAUGUUAUUGGAAUUUGAAUACAAGUUUGGAUUCUCUUCUUCGCGAUAUAAUUUCUCGUUGUUCCCAACAAAACCCAUUAUUUGAAGUUCAUGAAUUGUUUGAGAAACUAGUAGAGAGUGUUGAUUUUGAUAAUAAAAAUUGUUACUUUGUUAGAGCUUUUGAUGGGGUUGUUAAAGCUUAUGUUGGUCUUAACAUGUUUGAUGAAAGUGUUGAGUUCUUGUUUCAAUUUCAAAUUGAGAGGUUUAGGAUUUUUCCAACUAUGUUUGCUUGUAAUUUUCUUAUUAACCGUUUGGUUAAUUAUGAUAAAAUUGAUAUGGCUUUGGACGUUUAUGGUCGAAUUAAGAGGCUUGGUUUGUGUCCUAAUCAUCACACUUAUGGCAUUAUUAUCAAGGCAUUGUGUAAGAAGGUUGAUUGUUUGAAAUACGUUGUUCGUGUGUUUGAUGAAAUGAUGGAUGCUGGUGUGACUCCCAAUUCGUAUUGUUACGAAGCUUAUAUUGAGGGGCUGUGUAAUAAUCAUAUGUCUGAUUUGGGAUAUGAAGUGCUCCAAUAUCAUAGAAAGAUGAACGCUCCUAUUGAGGUUUAUGCCUAUGCCGCAGUUAUUCGCGGGUUUUGUAAUGAAAUGAAAUUAGAUAAAGCCGAGGAUGUGUUUUAUGACAUGAAAUGGAAGGGACUUGUUCCUGAUUCGCAUGUUUAUUCUUCGUUGAUCCGUGGAUACUGUAAGAGCAAUGAUUUGGGUAAAGCUUUCAAAUUACACGAGGACAUGAUUUCGAAGGGUAUAAAGACAACUUGUGUGAUUGCUAGUUGUAUCCUUCAUUGCUCGGGAGAGAUUGGUAUGUAUUCAGAAGUUGUAGAUGCAUUUAAAGAAUUAAAGCGGUUGGGUGUGUUUCUUGAUGGGGUAGCAUACAACAUUGUUUUUAAUUCUUUGUGUAAAUUGGGUAAGGUGGAUGUAGCAGUAGGUAUGUUGGAGGAGUUGAAAUCCACGCAUAUCGAUGUAGAUAUCAAACACUACACAACCUUUAUUAGUGGUUACUGUCUUCAAGGUAAAACCGAUGUAGCCUAUAGUGUUUUCAAAGAAAUGGAGGAAAAUGGAUUUAAACCUGAUGGUGUUGCUUAUAAUGUACUAGUUGCCGGUUUGUUUAGAAAUCGCCGUGAUCGUGAAGCAGUUGACCUUUUGAGUUAUAUGGAUAGUCAAGGUGUGAAGCCAAACUCCAUUACACAUAAGAUUACCAUUGAAGGUUUGUGUUCAGCGGGCAUGGUUGAAGAUGCUGAGGCAUAUUUUAACUGUCGGAAAGAUGAAGGUGUCGAAAUCUAUACUGCCAUGGUUAAUGGCUAUUGUCAGGCUGGCCUUAUUGAAAAAUCAUAUGAAAUUUUCUGUGAGAUUUCAAACCGAGGAGAUAUUGCAAAAGAAAGUUCUGGUUUUAAGCAACUUAGCAAAGUAAUGUAUUCUAAAGUAUUAACUGCAUUGUGCCAAGCAGAGAAUAUGAAACAUGCUCGCUCUUUGUUUGAUUUUUUCGUUGAGAAAGGAUUUACGCCUGACGUUGUAACUUACACAAUUAUGAUAAAAAGUUAUUGUGAAAUGAAUUGCUUGCAAGAGGCUCAUGACCUCUUCCAAGAUAUGGAGAUCAGAGGGAUCAAACCUGAUGUCGUUACAUACACAGUUCUACUCGAUGUGGGACUAAAACAUUUCUAUUCUCGACACAGAAAAGGAAAGGAUGCAAUGUACAAUAUUUUGACUAUCUGGGGAGACAUGAAGCAAAUGGGAAUUAGUCCAGAUGUUGUUACUUACACUGUUAUGAUUGAUGGGCACCUAAAGAUUUAUAACUUUCAAAACGCAAUUACAUUCUUUAAUGAAAUGAUUGACCUACGACUAGAACCAGAUAUUGUAACAUACACUGCUCUAGUUUUUGGCUUGUUAAACGGAGGGUACACGGAUAAUGUGGUUAUGAAGGAAAUAACACCACCCUUGCAUAUCAUCUCAAAGUUAGAACGUCAAAUUAUAAAAUUUAGAAAGGUGCAAUUUCUAAAGUAG
Trifolium pratense (red clover) is the source of this 2346-nucleotide messenger RNA. RefSeq names its product pentatricopeptide repeat-containing protein At2g26790, mitochondrial-like. The transcript has a single exon. Gene Ontology annotation, molecular function: protein binding. NCBI's taxonomy places the organism in Eukaryota, Viridiplantae, Streptophyta, Magnoliopsida, Fabales, Fabaceae. The record is from RefSeq and is a predicted model, not a curated record. The coding region runs from base 1 to 2346 and encodes 781 amino acids.